Bradysia coprophila is the source of this 1352-nucleotide messenger RNA. RefSeq names its product mitochondrial amidoxime-reducing component 1-like. Gene Ontology annotation, molecular function: molybdenum ion binding; catalytic activity; pyridoxal phosphate binding. The record is from RefSeq and is a predicted model, not a curated record. NCBI's taxonomy places the organism in Eukaryota, Metazoa, Arthropoda, Insecta, Diptera, Sciaridae.
UAACAAAUGCCGCUCCCGACAACUCUCAUUCACUCCAACAACAAAUAACUUCUAUUCAACGUCGGUGUUAUCAGCCAAAGUCGCUAAAAAAUUGUUUAAAAAAAGAACCGUUCUUGUCAGUGUACGUCUAGACAUUAUUCAAGUAUAUGUGUUCUCACGACCAGUUUUCAUUCUCUGAAAAUUUUUUCCAUCUGUCUUGCGUCACACACUAAAGCCUCUUCAUUUGUCAAUCAAUAUCAAUUGGAAGAUGAUCGGAAUAUCUGGAUUCGUUGCAUUUCUUCAGAGAGACUCCAUAUCACCGAAUCACCUGAAGAGUCUGGUAGUAGUUUUCGGAAUAGCCAGCAUUGGAGUGGCAUCAUACUUUUAUCGCAAAUGGCUGGCUAACAGACCACCGAAAUCAUGGCGGUUGGUAGGUGAAAUAGGAGAGAUAUUUUGUUAUCCGAUAAAGUCUUGUGCACCGAUGCGAAUAACGAAUAACAUUGAAUGCACCAAGCUAGGCCUUCAAAAUGGUGUCUUGAGAGAAAGAGUAUUUGUUAUCGUCACUAAAAGCUAUACAACACUGUCAGCCCAACCGAAACUGCUCCUCAUUCAACCGAAUAUCACCGGCGAAACUUUAAUAUUAUCAGCACCUUCGAUGCCCGAUUUUCAUUUGAAUAUCUCCCAGUUAUAUCAAACCGAACAGGCAAUUACGCACGCCCAGCAUCCCAGUGGAACCAUUGACUGUGGAGCAGAAGUAGCGGUGUGGCUCUCGAAAUUUAUAAGCGGAAAUGAGGAAGGCAAUCGACUAGUCUUUUAUCCAGACAACGACUCAAUUCGGAACGACAGAAACGAACGGUUGAAACUCGAAUCGACUGGACUCGUUCAAUUGCCGAACGAAUUUCAAGGUUUCAUGAUGCUCAAUGCAGAGUCCGUUAACGAUCUGAACACACGUAUCGAAGAGCCCGUCGUACCGUUAAUAUUUCGACCGAAUUUCGUGGUCAACGGUGCGUCGGCCUACGAUGAAGACAAUUGGAAAUGGGUUCGCAUUGGCGAUAAUCUUACUUUCAAAUAUACAGGACCUUGUUUGAGAUGCUAUGUUGUUACAAUGGAUCCGACAAAGGGAGUACUGAACAAGGGACAAGAACCGCUGAAAACGCUGAAAUCAUAUCGAUGCGUUGACACAUGCAAAUCACCCGUAAUGGGAAUGUAUUUACUGUUAAUGUCGAACGGUGGCAGUGUCAGAAGUGGCGAUGCCGUUUACGUGGGAUGUGAUGAAUAAUUUGAUCUUUCAAUUUUUCAAUUUUUUCUUUUGUAUUUGUAACAAAUAUCAAUGCUAUCGUUUAGGUAAUACGUAAAUAAAGUCGCAAUAAAAA